Bipolaris oryzae ATCC 44560 is the source of this 1761-nucleotide messenger RNA. RefSeq lists its product as uncharacterized. Gene Ontology annotation, biological process: dephosphorylation. Lineage: Eukaryota; Fungi; Ascomycota; Dothideomycetes; Pleosporales; Pleosporaceae. The record is from RefSeq and is a predicted model, not a curated record. Gene Ontology annotation, molecular function: phosphatase activity. The transcript is spliced from 2 exons. Bases 1 to 1761 code for a protein of 586 amino acids.
AUGCUCAUGCGCAUUUCUGUUAUAGCUGUGGCUUCGGCCGGGCUUGUCGUGGCGCAAGCUUCUUCAGAUGAUAGUACUCACCACACCCUUGCCUCUUUCGCCUUUAUUCGAACUGGAGAGCGGACGCCCAUUCUACGAAAUAAUACCCAGGUCCUGACGGCGCUAGGCGCCCAACAAAUGUACACGCUCGGAGAAAAUUUCAGAACAAGAUAUAUUGCUGGCGACUCACCAAACAAGCUUGGUGUAGAGCAUGUUGCAGGGAUGUCAGUCGAUGUCAUAGACAAUGACCAAAUAAGGGUUCAAACGUUGGAAAAAUCAUACCUCGUCUCUUCUGCACAAGCGUUUAUGCAGGGUCUAUAUCCUCCGAACAGCAAUUCCAACGGAACCGGACAAGUCACUAGCCGCCUUGCAGAUGGCACCCAGGUUGAUUACCCGCUCAACGGAUACCAGUAUGUUGGCAUCCAAGCUGCUGCGCUGGAAGACCCAGAUUCAAGAUUCGUUUCUGGAUCGCAAAACUGUCCUCUUGCGCAAGUAGCUGCAUUGAAGUUUUUCGAAACAGAGAAGUUUAAGGAAACGGAGGCGGCGAAUGCCGAUUUGUUCAAGAAAUUGAACAUCGACUGGCUGGAGGGCACACUUCCUGAGGCAUAUUUUAAUGCCCGCUCGGCUCUUGAGAUAUCCGACUACAUACGCUACCAAUACUCGCACAAUUCUAGCGUCUACAAGGCCCUCUCAGCAAACGACUCUGACUAUACAGGUGCUUAUGACCGACUCGGCUCCCUUGCCGACGAAGUUGCCUGGCACCUCUACGGUAACGCAUCCAACCUAUCAACCGACGCAAACUACCAAGCCAUCGGAGGCAAGACACUCGCUAGCUCCAUCCUCAACUCUUUCCAACUUCAAAUCGCCGACCGAGCCAGCCCAAGUAACUCGACCUCUCCAUCCCCGCGCCUAACAUUUUACUUUGGCGAAGAAGACGCAAUGAUAGGCCUCAUCUCCCUCCUGAACCUCGACUCCAGAUCCCCAAACUUCAAAUCCAUCCCUUCCUACGCCUCCUCCCUCAUCUUCGAACUCUUCAGCACAACCACCGACCAAAACCCCAGCCCAGACACCCUCUUCGUCCGCUUCUCCUUCCACAACGCCACCGCAGACGCCGAGCAACUCGUCACCUACCCUUUAUUCAACAACAGCGCCUCCAACACAGCCAUGUCCUGGCCCGACUUCUCGCGCCAAUUCAGCGCCAUGGCCGUAUCCGGCAUCGCAGACUGGUGCCGCACCUGCAACAGCGGCAGUCUCUUCUGCUGGGGCGCCGAAGCAAAAAAGAGUCUGGACGAUAUACCUUCGUCCUCUCCUUCCUCCAUCCGCGAACUCAAAUCCCGGCUUUCCCCCGUCGUAGGCGGCAUCAUUGGCGCGGUCGUCACGCUCGUUGUUGCUGCGAUUGUCUUCGCAAUUAUCAUGGUGGUCGGGGGUGUGAGGGUGCAUCGGCCGCGACGCAGCAGCGUCGAUGGUAAUGGUGAUGGUGCUGGUAAAGGGAGGGGAUUGGGAGGGUUCAAGGGUGUGGCGAAACUUGCGUCCGAUGCCGAUUUGAGACUUACGAGUGAGGGUGCCGCGGGUGCGAAAAAGGGGCAUGAGAGGAUUGGGAGUUGGGAGUUGAAGCAGAAAGAUUCUGGGGCGGUGGAGGAGGAGGAGAGUCGGAAGAGUAGUUUUGAGAGGAUUGAUGGGGUUGUUGCGGGGAGUAGGGUGGAGCCGGUUCAGAGGCUUUGA